This is a messenger RNA of Perognathus longimembris pacificus (Pacific pocket mouse), 3402 nucleotides long. It is a transcript of the gene Arl15, whose product is annotated as ADP ribosylation factor like GTPase 15. The transcript is spliced from 5 exons. The coding region runs from base 121 to 735 and encodes 204 amino acids. The record is from RefSeq and is a predicted model, not a curated record. Lineage: Eukaryota; Metazoa; Chordata; Mammalia; Rodentia; Heteromyidae. Gene Ontology annotation, molecular function: GTPase activity; GTP binding.
UUCGCUGUUGCUGGCUUUUUCAAGAGCUGCUCGCUCGCUCGCAGCCCAAGACGCUGCUUUUUUUUUUUUUUUUUUUUUUUUUCCGGGUUCGGAGCCGUUCCGGAUGCUUUAGGCUGCCGGAUGUCUGAUCUCCGGAUAGCUGAGGCGUUUCUGUACAUGGAUUAUCUGUGUUUUAGAGCACUUUGCUGCAAGGGACCACCACCUGCACGACCAGAAUAUGAUCUGGUUUGCAUAGGCCUCACAGGUUCUGGAAAGACCAGUCUGUUGUCAAAGCUCUGCAGUGAAAGCCCUGAGAAUGUCGUUUCAACCACAGGUUUCAGUAUAAAGGCAGUGCCAUUCCAGAAUGCUAUCCUGAAUGUAAAAGAACUUGGAGGAGCUGAUAACAUCCGGAAAUACUGGAGCCGCUACUACCAAGGAUCUCAAGGCGUGAUAUUCGUGUUGGACAGUGCCUCUUCCGAGGAUGACUUAGAAACUGCUAGGAAUGAACUGCACUCAGCUCUUCAGCACCCACAGUUAUGCACUUUACCCUUUUUAAUAUUGGCCAAUCAUCAAGACAAGCCAGCAGCUCGCUCAGUACAGGAGAUCAAAAAAUAUUUUGAACUUGAACCUCUCGCACGUGGAAAACGCUGGAUUCUGCAGCCCUGCUCCUUGGAUGACAUGAACGCACUGAAAGACAGCUUCUCUCAGCUGAUAAACUUGUUAGAAGAAAAAGACCAUGAAGCUAUGAGAAUGUGAAGUCUAGCAAAGAAAAUAGGUUCUCAAAAGGUCUUGAACCUAUCGUGUUAGUUUCUCGUAGUAAUUUCAUUUUGAUAUCAAGAUUAUCAUGACUCCUAAAUCUAUUUUUUUCUAAUUAUUUCAGACUCAUCUCUCUAUUAAAGUGAAUAUUCUGUAAAUCAGGUGAAUUACCAUCGGCAUUAAUGUCAAGUACACACUACUGAGAGAGAAUUUAUUCUCUGUUUACCACUUACUUGUGCGUUCACCGCAUGUCUCUUCCUUCUGUCAUUCUGAGCAUCUCUCAACACUUUGUGCUAAAAUGGAUGGAAUUCCAGGCUCGUGGAAAUCAGAUUUUUUAUGAAGAGCUCAGAAAGAUUGAUGUAACUUGGUGACUAAUGAUCCCUGGGUUUGGGAUUGGAAUUUUGGAAUUUUGUGUGUCUGAGACUACAUAUUUGUCAUUUUCAUGAUCUCUUUGGGAGCUUGGGUUGUUGUUUUUAACUUGAUUGUAUCUUUUUUGUAGGGUUUUUCUUUGUAUACUGAUUUUAUAUUUUUAUGAGCAAAAAUUAAUAACACCAAAAACUUCCAUUAAUCAUUUUAUCAUAAAGGAAUAUCUGACCAUAGCAAAAUUAGCUUUGAAGAACUUCAAGACCAAAUUAUAAUCGCUUCUUGAUUCCAGCAUCAGAAUUGGUCCUUUCCUCUUUUUUAAGAGUCAAAGACAUUGUUUUAGUUUCUGAAAUCUGGAGGAAAUGUAGGCACAAUGCAUGCACCACUGAUUACAUUUGAUCAAGUCAUUUUUUAGUGAAACCAUUAGCUGACAUAAAGCCAGGCUACAGCUUAUUAUAGGUAUCUUUUUCUAAAAAUUAGAAAUGUUUGAUUGAAACAGAGAACAUAAAUUUUAAAAUAAUAGUUAAAAUUUUAAAUCAGCCAAACAAAAUAUAAUUUAUACUGGUUAGGGUUUAAGUUGGCACAGAUUUGACAGAUAUCAAAAAUGGAAUCAUCUGUAUAUUUAUGCUUUAAAUGAUAAUGUAGUUGAGUGGAGUCUGCCAAAGCCUCCAGCUAAUAGUUUAAGGCCUAUCAGUAUUUCUGUCAUAAACCUCUAUUUUCAGGGGUUUAAACGUGUCCUUAAAAAUGUGCUGGGCCUACAGCAAAUAAAUAAUUUAAGGGCCUAGAUUCAGUUUUUUGGAACUACUUUUUCCAUUUAAUUUAAGUGAUAAAACUGUGUAGAGAUAAAUGUACAGUUUUAGUAAGGUUUAGCUCCUUUGACCUUUUUGAAAUCAAGAAUCAUCUAUGGAAAUGAAAUUCAUGGAUGAGGUAUUCUUUGGCACAUUUUGUAAACUUUUGACCACUUAUUAAAAUACCAAGUAGCCAAAUGGUAGAAUAUGCUCCCUACACCUGAGCAAUAAAGAAUUGUUUGUAAUUUUUAGGUAUCAUAGACCAAUUCCUAAAUACCACCGAUUCACACUAUGUCACAGGUAAGGUAAAACCACGUCAUUCUCCUUAGAACACACCUCAGACGCUUCAUGCCAUUCAAACACAGCUUUUUUAAAUUUCACCCUACCAAUGGAUUUCAGUGAAAUCGUUACCUCUCUUUCAAACAUCCAAGACUUAUUUUAAAUUUAUUUUUCUUUCCAAUAACGUGGAUCAGAAAGGGAUCCAUGCAGUUCAUAUAAAAUUUGUCUGUGGUAUCCUUAAGUAUCGUGAACACUGUAAUAAUUGGUGAUUAGCACAGAAUUUUUAUCCUGAUGACCAACUACACGAUGCCUGUUUUUAUUUUCUCAUAUUAUGUUUCAUCUUCUAAGAAGAAAGAAAGAAGUGAUUUUCAGGCCUUUGCUUUCCCUGCAAGUUCAUUAAAUGGAGAAUGUUGUCUUUUGAAGAUACCAUGGCUGAGAGCUCUUCAACCAUCUGUUAAAUGACUUCCCAUUUUCUGUGUGUUCAUGUGCGUGCUGGGCUUCUCCGCAGCCCCAUGACUGUCUGCAGCGUUUCAGCCGUCAGAAUGAAAACAUUAUCAAUCAGUACCCAACAACAGCUGUUUUUGACAAGUUUCUGUCUGACGCCUAAUGCUUUACAACUGUCAAUAAGGCUCCUUCUUUGUCUAGCAGGUCGGAGCUCUCUGUCUUGCUGCUUCCGCUCAGCAUCCUGUCCUUGUAACCCUAGAUUUUUGCCAUGUUUUGGAAAUCCAUGAGUGGGAAGGGUUGAGCCUGGCUGGGUGAGGGGUGGGUAAAGGGGUGUGUGUGCGCGCGCGCCUGCGUGUGUGUGUGUGUGUGUGUGUGUGUGUGUGUGUGUGUGUGUGUGUCCUCUUCUGACUUUUGUGGAAAGUGCCACAGGUGUCUUAGUUUGCAUAUUCAAAUAUUAUAUAGGAAAAACAGUCUGUUAUGUAUUUCUUCACUUAGCUUCUUGUUAUAUUUAUGGAAGUUGCCAGUUUUUGUACCUUCUAAGGCAAAGCAGUUGCCUUUUUAUAAUGGCAAUUAAUUUAUAUAAAACUUUGUAUCUACUGUAGUUUACAGUAUUGGUUGCUAAUUAACUGCCAUAUCACCUUGUCUUUCUAUUUUUAAAAAAAAAUGCUGUAUCUAUAUUUAGAGGUUAACAGAUUCAUGUGGACAUUUGCCAGGCAAAAAGAACUUGUAUUGUCCAUGAUUUAUAUAUGAUUUCCACUAUCUUCCAAUGAAAAUAAACGCUGAGUAGAACUCA